AUGACUCCAAAACCAAACAAGGUUCUUUGUCCUUGUCCUCAAAACGAAAAGAAAAGAGAGCUCAGUUACAAGGCCAGUUAUCAUCUGAAGAAUCAGAAAGAUGCGAAGGACCAACCAUCGCUAAAGCCGAAAGUCAUCAUAGCUCAGUGCACCAGCCGGGAAUCGAACCCGGGUCUGUACCGUGGCAGGCCUGUCAGACCGCCGUGCAACCACCCCGGCAAGGACAAGACCGAGCCGAGUAACGAUCCUCUACAGCACCGGACACAUCCGAAGAUGAUCGUGGCCGUUAAUCACGCUCCGAUCGCACGGUCAUGGUUCAUCAACCAGGUUUGGGGGCAGUCUCCUUAG
This is a messenger RNA of Microthlaspi erraticum, 348 nucleotides long. The record is from the annotation of a GenBank genome assembly. NCBI's taxonomy places the organism in Eukaryota, Viridiplantae, Streptophyta, Magnoliopsida, Brassicales, Brassicaceae.